Molecule: messenger RNA, 2697 nt
Organism: Lethenteron reissneri (Far Eastern brook lamprey)
Lineage: Eukaryota; Metazoa; Chordata; Hyperoartia; Petromyzontiformes; Petromyzontidae
Biological process (GO): myelination
Cellular component (GO): membrane
Molecular function (GO): structural constituent of myelin sheath
Source: RefSeq, a predicted model, not a curated record
UUAAAAGUGAGAAUCUUUGGGGCUGGGCUGGGAGGAAUAACCGGAUCGACGGAUAUAUCACCGGUACGACCGGCCGGUCGCAGGCUUGUUCAUAAUAGAACGCGACGUCGCGAACGGCAAACUUAAAAAAUAAGAAUUGCCUUGGCUGCGUCGAAAGCAAUAAUCGAGGCUUCACCAUCUCCGCUUGUCUGGUUAAACAAAAACAAGCAACCCAUAGUUAUUUGUAGGGCUGUCUCUCUAAAGUGACCUUGAUAGUACGUUCUGUGGAUACUGUACUUAUUUUGUAACUUGCUGUGGGGCUGUUGCCGAGCACCACGAUCACACACGCGCACCGCAGACUCAUUUGGCAGGCGUGGUUUGGAGGCUGCCGUGGGGUUUAUUGUAGUUUGCAAGUUCAUUGUUGCUUGUCCGGCGGUCGAGAAGGAAAAGGCGAUGGCUGGAGGUGGGAGUUUGACUGCGGGCACGGGAGCCCUCCUGCCUUUGGGAGCUGAACUGUUCAGGACGCUGUCGGGUCUGCUUAUCGUCGCGGAAAUGGUCUUUGGUGGUCUCGUGUGGAUUCUGGUGGCCUCCACAAACCUAAAGGGCACCGAUCUGAGCCAGGGAUGGGUCAUGUUCGUCUCCGUUACAUUCUUUGUCUUCACCAUUGUCCAGUUUGUGCUCUACAUAAUCUCCAUGCCCAGCCAGACAGCAGGAUGGGUCUCUCUGCAUGCCUGGUUCAACUUGGCAGCGUUCAUCCUGUACCUGAGCGCCGCUGUGCUACAGGCCAAUGUCACCGCAUGCACCCAGCAGCAGUGCUGGCUGAUGUACUCUGGGCAGUCGCCGUCCGCUGCUGCCACCACCACCAUGGCACCCAGCACAGUGUCCACGGUGACCCAGAACAUGUCCACGGUGAACCAGAACAUGUCCACGGUGACCCAGACUGCGACCCCUUUUCCGAACUCCUCGGUCACGGGCUCCUUUGUGCCCACGUCGAGUUUGACGCCUGUCACCUCGUCUUCCCCCGGCAGCCCCACAGCAAGCCGCACUCUUUCGUCGACCCUCGCAACGAGCGUGUCGAGCAGUGUCUCGACAACUACAGUUAUGGCCUCUAUGACAACUACGUCACCUACGUCUAAAUCUGCUGGUCGCAAGCGCCGUGAAGUUCCCGAGCCAAGCUACUUGGGGUAUCCCAAUGCCCAGCUGAUCCGGCUGCUGAUAAGAUUGGUGCGGGAGCGGAGCGUGCGUGCCAAUGAGUCCUCUACGAUGGCCAUGCCGAUGACGAACACGAGCUCCGUCGUGACCACCAAGAGUCCCACCGACAACGACACGUACCGCAUAAACGUGGCGGCGACGGUCUUCAGUUACCUCACAACCUUUUGCUACGCGAUAAAUGCCUACGUUGGAAUGGGCAUGUGGAAGGACCACUAGCGAAUAAGAAUUUUCCCCGAAGUCGUGGUGAAGAAUGAAAAACAAGCCGCCUUUUGUCAUUGUUGUUUAAAACAUAUUCAUUUGGUUUCUUGGCAACAUGGUAGUGUUACAAGCAAGGGGGCCCAUCACAGUAACUUUUGCAGUGUGCAGCAUAGCAACAUUCGUAGACGACACUCCUACCAUGUUACCUUGCCAUUUUAAGCAGUUAUGACAACUGAAAGAGGCAGCUAGGGAACUUAACAACAGGAACAUUCUCGACUGAGGUAGAUCCUAUAGGUCCAACAGAUGGACUUCUGCGGUACAGUCUGUUUUUAUUUUUACAAGACCAGUAAUAUUAAUAAUAAUAUAUAGUUAUUUAUCUUGGAAACCAUGAACGCCCUAUUCUCCAGAUUUAUAGCAAUCAACUUUUUUUUUCCCCACCCUGUAUAUUGAAGGAAAAGUUGGGUGUGUGACGACAUUUGUGCUCUGAAUAAAAUUAUAAGUUUUGGAUACAUCUUUAUGUGUAGGGUCUAAUCUGCAGAAUAUGGUGAUUAUUAAGACAUUUGCAGGGAUUAUUUUACUUAAUGUUUGGACGUUACAAAGCAAGCUGAGAGCUGAUUUUAUGGUCCAAAUUGCAAUUCCCAGUAAUUUCAAACUAAUAAUUGUUCCGCGAUGGUUUGGGGUGGAUAAUCUGUUAACUAUAUCGGUAUACAUAACAUUGCAAAGUAAUGCACAGAGCGGAUACUAUUAAUUGACAAAUAUUGUUUUAAAAGUAAAUGGAGUUGCGCACGAGUGAAAUACAUUCGUAAUGUUGCUGCUUCCAAACGUCAAUCUGUCCUGGAGCCCUUAAUCCCUUUUUGUAGUCAAUUGUGUAGAAUACUUUGUCAUGUAUCUCUGCAGGCAUCUCUUACUUCCAAAACAAUUUGGCCGACCUUUUUGCCUAAACCUUUAUCUUGCACGCAGGAUUAGUUGCAGCAUUACCACACCCUCAUUAGUAAACGCACUACAUUCCACAAAUACUUUUUUUAAAUAAGUUUGUACAAGGCCGAACAUGUGGUUUACCUGGUGCUUUGUGAAAUCCUUUUUCAAUUCGUUAGCAGUGGGUUUCAGUUGUCCCCCAAGAAGCUUCAAAUACAAUUGUUAGGUGUCAAAUGAAAUUAAACGCGUCAUCUGUUCUUCAAUGCUAUACAAAUUUGGGUGCUAUACCGAACUUUGUGCGGGGGGUGCCUUUGUCUAUAUUUUAAAUAUGUUUCUCCUGCCGUCUGUACCGUUUUUCAUGAUUUUUUUUCAAAUAAUAAAUGGUUUGAUACA